Messenger RNA from Cylindrotheca closterium, 534 nucleotides. NCBI's taxonomy places the organism in Eukaryota, Bacillariophyta, Bacillariophyceae, Bacillariales, Bacillariaceae. The record is from the annotation of a GenBank genome assembly.
AUGAACAAGGAAACCCAAAGGUCUGCAUGGCACUGGAAACGAAUCGUUUCUGGCAUCACGGAAGGCGACAGUCCUAAAAAGAUGGUGAAUGACUUGCGCAAAAUGACGGACCGUAUCUCACUCAAUCUGACAGAGAAAAUCCAGCUGAAUACUACAAACAUUGAGAAGAAAGAAGAUCGACUGGAAAUGUUCAAAUCUGACCUCGCUGCAGCCUUUCAGCUCAUGCUAGAGGAUACUGGACUAGAUAAGGUAGUCAAUGUGCCGCCUCCAAAAGUUGAAUACUCGGCAGUUUGUAUAGACGAUGAAGAAAUACUGAAGUUCGAGGAUGAAGUACUACGCACUCCAAUGACGCCAAAAUCCAUUGGUGGAAGACCGUCCUUGGCUUCAAGCGACGUAUCCUCUUCCUUUCAUAGCCAGACGGAUGAUGAUAAUUGGCUUUCUCCCGCCAAAUCCGACUGUCGAAAGGUCCACAAUGACAGUCUCCAUGAUGACCGACGGUUCUAUUUUGAUCUGAAUCAUUUGGAUGAUGAGUGA